AUGCCGGUGCCACCGCCUCCAGAUCUUCGCGGCAAGGUCGCCAUCGUCACCGGGGGCUCCCGCGGUGUCGGUCGCGAGACCUGCCUCGCGCUCGCGCGGUGCGGAGCGCACGUGGUGGUGGCGGCCAAGUCCGCCACGCCCCAGCCCACGCUCCCCGGCACCAUCUACACCGUCGCCGAGGAGGUGGAAGCCAUCGGGCGAGCCACCGGCGCGAGGGCGCUUCCGUUCCGGCUGGACCUGCGCGACGAGGCCGACUGCAUCGCGUGCGUCGACGCCACCGUCGCGCGCUUCGGACGCGUCGACAUCCUCGUCAACAACGCCAGCGCGCUGUGGUGGCACACGAUCGCGGAGACGCCGACGAAAAAGUUUGACCUCAUCCACGCCAUCAACGCGAGGGGCGCGUUCGUCAUGACCCGCCAGUGCCUCCCGCACAUGUUCAGAGGCGGGUACGGGCGGGUCGUGUGCAUGGGACCACCCCUGCCGACGUCGUACCGCGCCUACGCGGGCAAGACGGCGUACUACAUGUCGAAGUGCGGCAUGACGAUGGUGGCGCUGGGCGCCGCCGCGGAGGCGGAGGGUGCGGUUGGGGAGAGCGUCGACUUCGCGGGGAACUCGCUGUGGCCGGCGACGAUCGUGGAGUCCCUGGCGUCCGAGAACUUCCAGCUCGGGGAGCGACGGUACUGGAGGAAAGCGACGAUCCUGGCGGACUGCGUGACACAGCUGUGCGCGCCGAACACGGGGGGUGCCGUCACCGGUCGCGCUCUCGUGGAUGACGAGUACCUGAGAAGCGUCGGCGCGACCGACGACGAUCUUAAAAGGUACCGGUGCGACCCAAAGUUUGAGCCGCCGAGGUUGCUGGCGGGGACGGACGUUACGGGCGUUACGACGGGCGGCGGGGACUGGGACGUCAGGCGGGGGGACGUGAGAUCGCUGAGCAGGGACAAGGCCAGGAGCAAGCUGUGA
This is a messenger RNA of Micromonas commoda, 963 nucleotides long. RefSeq lists its product with no specific name. NCBI's taxonomy places the organism in Eukaryota, Viridiplantae, Chlorophyta, Mamiellophyceae, Mamiellales, Mamiellaceae. Bases 1 to 963 code for a protein of 320 amino acids. The record is from RefSeq and is a predicted model, not a curated record. The transcript has a single exon.